AUGGAGUUGACAGUUCUUGAGGAGGAGGCUGUCUUGCUGAAGCAGGCAGAUGCUAUAGCUUUCAUCAAGUUACUGCAGGUAGUAUCACUGGAUGAUCCUGUGGCUAAAUUGGAUGAUGCUGUGCUGAGCCAUUUGCGUAAUCCAUACCAGACUGGUCUUGAAAUUAACAGUAGUGCUGUCCAACAUGGGAUUGCAACAUACUUUACAGUAGAACACUCAUCAGUCAACACAUAUGAGUCUAUUCAACAAUCUGCUAUGCACUGCCUUGAAGGUGAGGCUACUCAAAUACCUAGUUACUAUAAUUAUACUGGUGUAGAAUCAAUUGAACAUGAUAUGUGUCCAGGUACCUGUGUUGCAUUCAUGGGUCCCUUUGCUGAUCUCACACACUAUCCUAUCUGCAAUACAGACCACUACAACCCCAUCAAACUUCAUACAAGUGGUGGUCAAAUGCACAUUGCACAUCAGAAGUUCAUAACCAUUCCCCUCAGUGCACAACUACAAGCACUAUGGCCCAAUGGUGGUGUUUUCGAUGUUUUUGAUGACUUCUGCAAGGGCUGUGAAUUUCUACAGGCUGUUCAAUGGGGUGAUAUCAAGCCCGAUGAUAUUGUAUUGAUGAUCUCACUCAAUGGUGCACAGUUGUAUGAGUCCAAAUUAUCAGAUUGUUGGACCUACAUUUGGAAACAAUAUGUGCUUCCUGGAGGUUUCAUUCCAGGACCCAACAAGCUGAAAAACAUGGACUCAUUCCUAUUUCCUGGUCUGCACCACCUAGCUGCCUUGCAGAAUGAAGGCCUUUGUAUCUGGGAUGCAUGGCACAACAUUGUAUUUAUUUCCAACUCAUUUCUUAUCUUCAUUACUGCAGAUGGACCUGGGCUUGUGUAUUUUGAUGGUAUGAAAGGAACCUAUUACUACCCUGCAUUGCUAAUUCCCCAUCAUUAUGCUGUCGCUGGCAGUAACCACCCUGACAUCAGCAUCUAUGAGUUACAUGAUCCUGACCUCACUGAAUAUUUUGACAACCUUCUGAAACUUUAUUGCAAGCUGUGA
This is a messenger RNA of Suillus subaureus, 1041 nucleotides long. RefSeq lists its product as uncharacterized. The transcript is spliced from 7 exons. NCBI's taxonomy places the organism in Eukaryota, Fungi, Basidiomycota, Agaricomycetes, Boletales, Suillaceae. The record is from RefSeq and is a predicted model, not a curated record. The coding region runs from base 1 to 1041 and encodes 346 amino acids.